Meleagris gallopavo (turkey) is the source of this 1684-nucleotide messenger RNA. The record is from RefSeq and is a predicted model, not a curated record. NCBI's taxonomy places the organism in Eukaryota, Metazoa, Chordata, Aves, Galliformes, Phasianidae.
UUUCCCUUUUUGUUACCAGAGCGCCUCUGAUGGCUUUUGGAAGUCAGUGGCAACCCGUGUCCCCAGAGAACCUCAUGAGAUACGUAUCCUGAAUCCCUACUUCAUCCAGGAGGCAGCUUUCAGCUUCAUUGGACUGCCUUUCAACAACGGCCUGAUGGGCAGAGGGAACAUCCCCACUUUGGGAAGCGUAGCAAUAACCAUGGCGCUCCACAACUGUGAUGAGGUGGCAGUCGCUGGGUUUGGCUAUGACAUGAGUUCACCCAAUGCACCACUGCACUACUAUGAGAACAUCAAGAUGUCUGCCAUCAAAGAGUCCUGGACGCACAACAUCCAACGGGAAAAGGAGUUCCUGAGGAAGCUGGUGAAAGCCCGAGUCAUCACGGACCUGACCAGUGGGAUCUGAGUGGCUGCAGCCCCUGCCUCAAAGGGAGGAGAGGAAGACACACGCUGCGGCUCCGGAAGCAGGCACUGGCAGCCCCCUACAAGAAUCCCACUUCCCUGGAGACACACAGAGAUGCCCAGGUGCUCUGGGAAGGCCCUCUCGCAUCGCUGGGCUGCAGGAGGGUUGCAUCUGCUGCCUCCAGUUCUGGGUCUGGCAGGAGGCGGGCAAGGGGCUGAGUAGGCAGUUCUUGAACUCUACAUCACAGAUGCAUCUUCUGUGUCCAGAAUUAAACAGGAAAGACUCAGGAGAGAGAGGAAAGGUUUGUGAGUAAAGCGAUUUGUGCCAAAUGGGAGGUGACGCUGCUCCGAGGCAGCAGUGCCUGAAUGUACAAAGUAUUAUUUUUUAAAAGAAACUCUGCUGAAAUCAUCCUAGAAUUACCAAGGUGCAAAGCAAAGUCUGCUUGUGCACAGCCCUACGGAAAGCUCGGCCUCUCCACGCUCCAUCUGCAUUCUCACUGCCCUCAGACCUUUCCCCAGGAAAACAAAUCCGUCCAAAACGUCAGUGUUGUUGGUGCUGCUAUAAUUUAAAGGGAGGUUGGCUUUCCCUCGUUCUCCACUUGGAGCUUCUCAUUGGAGAUGAGCACGGGUUUGUUUUUCUGCACUUUUCCUCGCUUCCUACGUAGAAGCGGCAGCAGCAGCCACUUCACUUGGCUGCGUUUUCCAUAGCUGUUUGCUCUGCCCUGACUCUGGAACUGGUGGCUCUCUGCCUGCAACAGACCCACCAUCCUGCCCGUCACAGCACUGCGGAGCCCACCUCGUGCUCAGGGCUGUCAGGUCCGUGCUUGCUGUGCAGAGCCCUCGUGGAGUCCGUGCAGAUCGGUGUCACCAUUUCUGGACAGCAUCCUGCUUUUUUUUGUGGGGGAGAUCAGUGGUUUGUUUUUUGGAAGGAGGUCAGAUGCUGCGUGUGGAUCUGAAGCUUUGCAUAUGAAGAGCAGGCCACCGAAGAUGUUUUAUGUUCCGGACUCGAUCAUGUUCCCUAUUUAAGUGACUUGUGACCUCAGCAAUGAUGGAGCGUGCUGGCAAGUGUGGGGGCCUGCUGGGAACCCUUGCCUUCUACUUGGCCCCUGCUCACUUCAUGUCCAAGCUCCUCCCGUGCUGCUCAAGCACUGCUGCUCCUCCUGCUCUCAGGAGCACGUCCCUUCCUUUGCUGUCUUGGUCCCAAGAUGCAGUAUUUGCACAUUUGAUCUGUGUACGUAUUUCAGAGGAGCUGGAAUAAACUGAGCGUCGUGGCUGAGUGCAAGGA